CCUCUGGCCAAAUUAUUGGCCCAUCUUAUCUGCCUAUCAAUCACCACUCACUCCUAUCCUCAGUCUAGCACGAUGCGAUUUGCCAUGUGGCGGGACCAGGAACCUGGGUAUGGUUCAUCAGAUAGUAUCCGGGAAGCAUGUUGAUAUACAAAUAUGAUUGUAUGUCGCCCUGUUCAAUCUGGCCUCCGCGGCAGACAGUACCGUCACACAAAAGCAUCUGUGUAAGUGCUUCUCGACCAAGAACAAUCUACGCCUUACUUUCGACAUGGCUCUUCGCGAGAGGCUUUCUACCGUGCGAUACGCACUGUCAUCACCCGGACGGUUCGCAGAGGCUUUGCGAGUCGACAACAAUGAGCCCGAGCACUUGAAGGGGAAAUACGGCAAGUGGUCGAACAAGGACUUGGACCCGACACCACCUGAGCAGAGACUCUGGACUUCGUGGUCCUUCUUUGCCUUCCAGUUCAGCAUUGCCUUUUCGCCCACCACGUACAAUGUUGGUGCCAGUCUGUACGCCAUUGGUUUGAACUGGUGGAUUAUCUUUAUUGCUUCAAUUAUUGUAUCCAUCUUAAUCGCCACACUGAUUGCUCUGAACGCACGAGGCGCGGCCUGGUAUCAUGUCGGAUAUCCUACAUUUGUGCGAUCAUCCUCUGGCAUCUAUGGCUCGCUCAUCUUCCUCUUCUUGCGAGGGGCUGUUGCUAUUCUCUACAUGGCCAUUCAGACAUUCUACGCUGGCAAGUUUAUGGCGGUCAUGCUUCGCUGUGUCUUUGGCCACAGGUGGACCGACAUUCCCAACCGCUUACCAGAAACUGCUGGUAUCACGUCUUCGGAUCUCCUCGCGUUCGCCUUGCUGUGGUUUAUUCAAUUCCCGUUUGCCUUUGUCCAUCCCAGCAAGGUCAACAUUGUCUUCAAGAUCAAGUCCAUUGUGGCCCCCCUUGGCCUCUUUGCCACACUCAUCUGGGCGUUGGUCAGCAGCAAAGGUGCCGACUUCACGGGGUUGAGCACCACCGAGUCCGCCUCAGGGGCAGCGCUGGGCUGGUCCUUUAUGAAGGCCAUCAACACCAUUGUCUCCAACGUCAUUCCUCCCCUGGUGAAUAUCGGCGAUCUCGCGCGCUAUGCAGAGCGUCCACGGCAGACGCUGCCCAUGCCGAUCGGUCUCGUCGUGAGCAAGCCGCUGGUGACGCUGCUGGGCAUGAUCAUCACAGCCGCGGGAUACAAGCAGUUUGGCGAGGCGUACUGGAACCUCUGGGACUUUUACUCGAGCAUUCUCGACAAGUACUGGAGCCCGGGGGCACGGGCGCUGGUGUUUUUGGCUGCGACGAUUCAGGCAUUCGCGACGUUUGCGACGAAUCUCAGCAGCAACUCUAUCCCUGUGGGCUGUGACCUGGCUGGCCUGUUCCCCAAGUACUUCACUAUUGUGAGGGGCCAGAUUCUGUGUUUUGUCCUGGCGUGGGCUUGUGUUCCGUGGAAGCUCACAUACUCAGCCUCGUCCUUCCUGACGUUCCUUGGCUCGUAUUUGUGUUUCAUAUGCCCCAUUGUUGGCAUCAUGGUCGUGGACUACUGGGUUGUACGCAAGGGCAACAUCCACGUGCCCUCACUGUACUCGACCACGCCAGACUCGCCAUACUUCUACUACAAGGGUUUCAAUCUACGAGCUUUCGCGGCGUGGGUCAUUGCCAUUGCGCUCGUCAUUCCCGGUGUCGCGGGCGCCAUCAACCCUGGCUCCAUUGGCAUAGCCUCCACCCGGAUCUACAACAUGGGCUUCCUCCUGUCGACCAUUGUUGGUGGUUUGCUGUACUACGUCUUCUCCAUCGUGUGGCCCGUGAGCCUGUAUCCACCUCAGUAUGCGGAUCGCAGCAAGGCGUGGGAGAUUAUGAGGUACACCGAGGGCUUUUUCCCGGAAGAAGAGGGUUCGCGCGCGCCAUCUGAGCGAGAGGAGGUGGUGAUUGACGGGAAAGCUUUCGAUGGGAGCUCGAGGGCGGCGACGGAGCCCGAGACUGCUGACAAGGGAGAGAAGUGAGGAGGACGUGGUGAUUUCUUUGAGUCAUAGCGGAUAGACGAGGCGAAUUUAGGUUGGUUGUGGGCUUGUGAAUGCAACUGCGUGCGAGGUCUGGAGUGCUCUAUGAACUACUCAUCCUCUAUGCUUAUCUGAUAUACUUUGAGCCUACCACUUGCUCAGGAAGACAGACUAUUGACUCGAGCCUUUUGAACGAUGAACCAUCUUAGCAGAUCUGCAACUGCAAUGCCCUCGAAGCACGGGUCUCAGGCUACAUGUACCAUGCGAUCAAGGAUUGAUUUGAUUCAAUACUAAAAACACCAUGUGUCUACGUGCGAUGGAACAGCGGUAGCAAGGGGUGGCAGACACUUUCAAUCG
This is a messenger RNA of Emericellopsis atlantica, 2371 nucleotides long. RefSeq names its product putative allantoin permease. Gene Ontology annotation, cellular component: plasma membrane. The record is from RefSeq and is a predicted model, not a curated record. Bases 266 to 2017 code for a protein of 583 amino acids. The transcript is spliced from 8 exons. Gene Ontology annotation, biological process: transmembrane transport; nucleobase transport. Lineage: Eukaryota; Fungi; Ascomycota; Sordariomycetes; Hypocreales; Bionectriaceae. Gene Ontology annotation, molecular function: nucleobase transmembrane transporter activity.